This is a messenger RNA of Daucus carota subsp. sativus, 2403 nucleotides long. Its product is annotated as pentatricopeptide repeat-containing protein At3g49710. Gene Ontology annotation, biological process: RNA modification. The coding region runs from base 138 to 2297 and encodes 719 amino acids. NCBI's taxonomy places the organism in Eukaryota, Viridiplantae, Streptophyta, Magnoliopsida, Apiales, Apiaceae. Gene Ontology annotation, cellular component: intracellular membrane-bounded organelle. The transcript has a single exon. Gene Ontology annotation, molecular function: protein binding; zinc ion binding; RNA binding. The record is from RefSeq and is a predicted model, not a curated record.
UUUAGACCGUAAAUGCCCCAUCAUUUCAACUAAGCACAAGAGGGUUGAAAUUUUACUUAAACCUCCGGUCCCAAAUAUGUAUAUCACGUCUAAACAUUAACCAAUCCUUUCUAAUAAAAAGUUUUUCAUAGCACUAGAUGAGUCAAAUUGCAUUGCCACUCCACCAAUUCACAAACAUAUUAAAAACAUGCAUUACCAAAAGAGACCUUCUAACUGGUAAAUCUCUUCAAACUCUUUACCUCAAGUCCAUUUUCCCGCCAUCAACUUACCUUUCAAACCAUUUCAUCCUCCUCUACUCUAAAUGCGGCCGCCUUAACGCGGCCCGUAAGGCCUUUAACACCAUCCCAGACCCCAACGUGUUUUCCUUCAAUGCCAUCAUUGCUGCCUAUGCGAAAGAGUCGCAACCUCAUAUUGCGCACCAACUGUUUGAUCAAAUUGCCCAACCGGAUCUUGUUUCGUAUAAUACCCUUAUUUCUGCUUAUGCGGAAUGCGGGAAUGUGAUCCCUGCGUUGAGGCUGUUUGUGGAUAUGAGAGAUUUGGGGAUAGAUAUGGAUGGGUUUACUAUCUCUGCAGCGAUCACCGCGUGUUGUGGUGACAUUGCAUUGAUUCGUCAGGUGCAUUCGUUUGCGUUUAAGGGUGGGUUUGUUUCGUAUACUUCUGUGAAUAAUACUCUUGUUACGCAUUAUAGUAAGAAUGGAUGUUUGGAUGAAGCUAAGGAGGUUUUCUAUGGAAUGGAGGGUGUUAAAGAUGAGGUGUCCUGGAAUUCGAUGAUUGUGGCAUAUGGGCAGCAUAGACAAGGAGCAAAAGCAUUGGCAUUGUAUCAAGAAAUGAUUCGGUUGGGGUUUAAUGUGGAUAUGUUCACUCUUGCUAGUGUUUUAACUGCAUUUACUUGUUUGCAGGAUUUGCGUGGUGGGGUUCAGUUUCAUGCUUGCUUGAUAAAAACAGGGUUCCAUCAGAAUUCCCAUGUAGGUAGUGGACUAAUUGAUUUAUAUUCAAAAUGUUGUGGUGGGAUGGUAGAUUGUAGAAAAGUGUUUCAGGAAAUUUACGACCCGGAUUUGAUACUAUGGAACACAAUGAUUUCAGGGUAUUCACAGAAUGAGGACUAUUCUGAGGAUGCUAUCGUUUGUUUCAGACAGAUGCAACGCAUUGGUCAUCGUCCUGACGAUGGUAGCUUUGUUUGUGUGAUUAGUGCAUGCUCUGAUUUGUCAUCUCCAUUACAAGGAAAACAGAUUCACUCAUUGGUCCUUAAAUCUGACAUCCCUUACAAUCAAAUCUCUGUGAACAAUGCACUGAUUGCGAUGUACUCAAAAUGUGGAAAUCUGCAAGAUGCAAGACGAUUAUUUGAUAGGAUGCCAGAGCACAAUACUGUAUCUUUAAACUCAAUGAUUGCUGGUUAUGCACAGCAUGGAAUUGAACAGGAGUCGCUGAAUCUAUUUGAGAGGAUGCUCAAAACUGAUGUCUUCCCUACUAGAAUAACCUUUAUUUCUGUCCUCUCUGCUUGUGCCCACACAGGAAAAGUGGAAGAGGGGCGGAGGUAUUUUACGAUGAUGACUGAUAUAUUUCAUAUAGUGCCAGAUGCAGAACACUAUUCAUGCAUGAUUGACCUUUUGGGCCGAGCAGGAAAACUAAAGGAAGCAGAGAGUCUUGUUGAGUCAAUGCCAUUAAAUCCUGGUUCCAUUGGUUGGGGAGCAUUGCUCGGUGCCUGUAAAAAACAUGGAAAUUUAGAGCUAGCAGUAAGGGCUGCUAACCAAUGUGUUCAACUGGAACCUUCAAAUGCAGCUCCAUAUGUCAUGCUUGCAAAUAUGUAUGCUCAUGCUGGCAGAUGGGAUGAAGUUGCAUCAGUUAGAAAACUUAUGAGGGAUAAUGGUGUGAAGAAGAAACCAGGUUGUAGUUGGAUUGAAAUGAACAAAAAGGUGCAUGUAUUUGUGGCCGAAGAUAAUUCACAUCCAAUGAUAAAGGAUAUAUAUUUGUUCUGGGAGAAGAUGUCAGACAGAAUGAAACAAGCGGGUUAUGUACCAGAUAUGAGAUGGACUUUAGUGAAGGAUCAUGGAAAUAUGGAUGACGAAAAGGAGAUGAGGCUGAGGCAUCAUAGCGAGAAGCUAGCAGUAGCUUUUGGACUACUAUCAACUAAGAAUGGAGAACCUAUACUUGUUAUUAAGAACCUGAGAAUAUGUAUAGAUUGUCACAAUGUGAUCAAACUGAUAUCUUCUAUAACAGGGAGAGAGAUUACUGUUAGGGAUACACACAGGUUUCAUUCCUUCAGGGGCGGGGAGUGUUCCUGUGGGGAUUUCUGGUAAUACCCUGUUGACUUGUUUAAUUUCUUCCCACAGAAUACAGGACAUAUAUUGAUGAAACCUAAUUGGCAAUACAUAAAAAGGUCUCCGAACAUACGUGAUUUUCAAA